Molecule: messenger RNA, 1139 nt
Organism: Daucus carota subsp. sativus
Lineage: Eukaryota; Viridiplantae; Streptophyta; Magnoliopsida; Apiales; Apiaceae
Exons: 5
Coding region: 85-936 (283 amino acids)
Source: RefSeq, a predicted model, not a curated record
CACCGUACAAGUAGCCGAUUAGGUUCUUCGCUGCGUGUGCCCUAAUAACAAAAGCACUGACCUGAGGGAGAUAGUGAAGAAGAGAUGGGAAAGAAGAAGCAAAAAGCCCAAGAAAAUGGGAGUAACAACAAUGAUGACGCCAAGAAUGAGCUAGUAGAGAAAGAAGGGGAGAACUUAUUAGGGGCACCCAAGUUCAAGAAACUCGAGAAUGGUCGAUUCAAGUGUGUUGAAACUGGGCAUGAAUUGCCUGCUCAUGCCAAGGACUCUUAUGCUCAGACCAAGCACUGCCGAUUGGGUCUCAUUGACUCUUUUCUGAGACGUAAUAAACCCCCUUUGAAUAUGUUUCAGCAAGACCCUGUGUCUAGCUCGAAGUUAACGUGUAAGCUAACAGGACUUACUGUCAAUAAGUCUGAGGAGCAUAUAUGGAAGCAUAUCAAUGGGAAACGGUUUCUGAACAUGUUAGAGAAAAAAGAAGCUGAAAAGGAAGCACCAAAUGGAACGGGUGAAGGCCCUAGUGAGGAAAAAACAGAUGCGAAUAAAACUGAAGAUGGUUCAACGAAGAAGAACAAGAAAAAGGAGAAGAAGAAAAAGAAAAAGAAGAAUAUGAGCAAACAAAUGGAAGAGACUGAGGAGAAUGCAAACGUUUCUGAUGUGAAGAAUCCAUCUGGCGAGGGUGAUAGUUUAGAAGAAGUGGACUUCUGGAUUCCUCCUUCUGGAGACCGCUGGGACUUUGAUGAUGGUGGCCAGCGAUAUGGUUCUGAUUCAGGACCUGAAACAGAUGAUUCCAGCGGCACAGAUGGUGCUGAUGAAGAAAAUGGAAGUGAUAUGGAAGAGCUGUCCAAGAAGGAAAAACGAAUGCCUGUGGAAAGUAAUAUAGAGAACUGUAUGCCAAGGAAGAAGAAGAACAAGACUAAGUCCACAUCACAAGAUAACUGAACGGGUAAGUUGAAAGCUGAAGGAGGGGUCAGUAAUUGUGCAAUUCCCGUGUCUAUGAAAGGUGAUAAGUUGCGGGGGUGUCUGAGAUUGUACCCAUCCAUUGUUGUGUACGGUUCAUUUGUUAGAAAUAUCAAAUAUAUGAAUUAUAUGAAGUUUUAGUAAUUUUGGGAAUUCCAAGGUCUUUCAAGUGCUGCUUUUUUUGC